Messenger RNA from Macrobrachium nipponense, 2563 nucleotides. RefSeq lists its product as uncharacterized. Gene Ontology annotation, molecular function: nucleic acid binding. Lineage: Eukaryota; Metazoa; Arthropoda; Malacostraca; Decapoda; Palaemonidae. The transcript has 2 exons. The coding region runs from base 78 to 1427 and encodes 449 amino acids. The record is from RefSeq and is a predicted model, not a curated record.
UGGGGGUUCCGUUCCCGGAGGGGUGAUGAUAAGUGAAAACUGCCAUUAAGCGAAACUCAGUGAUUUAUGCCUCCAUAAUGAAGCUUAUGGUGCUGAUAACCAGUUAUAUCGGCGCCAUUACAGCACCUCUUUUAGGGAUGGUGCCACAGAACUCUGGUUGUGCUAAAAGGGUGAGAAUAACCAGCCAGUCAAGAAAGAUAAUACUAAAUGUCCAUCGUUAUUUCCGGUCCUUAGAUGAGCGUGAGUGUGAGACAAGUGUUAAUGAAAAAACAGCUGCUGCCACGGGAGUAUCCAUGUCUACCAUAAGUCUCAUCAAAAGGCAGGCUAAAGAGGGCAGAAUAGAAUCCCCACCUCCCAGGAUGAGGUGUUCUCCUAUAACGGGAAGUGCGGAUGGCGUCGAAGAAGAAGAUAUUAGAAAGGCAGUUUUAUCAUUUUAUGAAAGAGGAGAAUUACCCACUAUGGAUACUGUAAUGGAAAUGUUGAAAGAACCCCCUUUCAGAUUUGUCGGCGCCAAGACUUCUCUGCGAAGAGUCAUUGAACAUCUAGGAUUUCGUUGUAGGAGGAUUCAAGGUGGCAGGGUUGUUUUAAUUGAGAGAAAUGCCGUAGUGGCAGCUAGAAAUAAGUACUUCAGACUUUUACAGGAAAACAGAAGUAGUAUUAAUCCAAGACCAGAGAUAUAUGUAUAUAAAACCUGGGUUAACUUACAGGAAAGUGUUGUGAAGCAAAAACAGAAAGCUCUUAAUGAAUGUUUGGUCAUUGUUCAUGCUGGUGGGGAGGAAGGUUUUCUUCCGGGAGCAUUCCUUAUGUUCAGGUCAAGAAGCAAGAUGAAAGGCCAUGAUCCCAUAGACAGUGAGAGUUUCAGGUCAUGGUUCAAGAAUCAGUUACUCCCAUGUGUUCCUUUCCAGUCACUUAUCAUUAUGGACUGUUCUCCCAGCCAAUCCACUGUUCUUAAUCAAGUGCCAACUAGAAGUUCAAGGAAAUGUGACAUCAUUAAAUGGCUAACACAAAACAACAUUAAACAUGACUCCUUCCUCUCUAAAGCAGAACUGCUUCAGUUUGUUUCACUACACAAAGACAGACAGGUUUAUGAAAUUGAUGGAAUUGCUAAGAAGAGUGGACAUAAAGUCAUUAGAAUCCCACCUUUUCACUAUUAUUUGAACCCCAUUGAGUUCAUUUGGCAAAAGGUCAAAUUAGCAAUAAAGAAAGAAAAUUACGAAUGCUCUCAAACAUUAGGAAGAGUGGAAGAAAUAUCCAAAAGUGUAAUAGAUAAUGUAAGCAAGGAAGAAUGGAAAAGAUUUAUUGGUUGCAGUAGGGAUGCAGAAGAAGGUUACAGAAAGAAAGAUCUUGCUGCAGAAUUUGCAUUGAAAAGCUUUGUUCUUAGUUGUGAUGACUUGAGUAGUGAUUCUGAUGAUGAAUGCUUAUCCUGAAUAGAACUGGUGAUACUUUAUAAUUGUAAUAAUUUUUUCUGUGCAUUGAUGAUAAACUUAGUCUGGAAUGCCUUAAAUAUGACUGAUCAUCACUCCAGCUUGAUCAUCGGUUUUUAGUGUCUGGAGAUAUAUAGGUAUUUGCAUCUUGUCAUUUGUGUACACAGCGAGUUCCAAUUACUAUAGUAAAAUUUUAAUGUCUUUAUAUUGUUGUUGUUGGUAGAUUUUAUAUUGUUUGAUGUUAAACUUUUUCCUUUGUUGGGUGUGUUCCUCGCAAAAUAUGAAUUAUUACUUGACUGAAAUUUUACUUAUGCUUUUAUAAGAAUCUUGCAAAACACUGAAGCACUUGCAAAUCAUCAUUUGGGGAUACUGAAAAGUUUUGUGUGCAUAAUUAUGUUUGUUUAAUUGCUUGUACUUUAGUUUUUCUAUCACACAUAUCCUGUAAGUGUUUCUGUUUUAGGUUUUGAAAGAGCAUCAGAGGAUUAUAGGCAUCAGAGUUCAUGGUUCUUUAUAAAAUGUCCCUUUAAAUGAAAUUUUCUUGUUCAGGAUACUGUUAACCACAUGCAAAAAAUGUCUUGCUUUAUGCAUGUAUUUAUUUUUGGUCAUUUCUUUAAUUGAACAUAUUUCUUCCAUAGAGUAUUUGAUGAUACUUUAUAAGGCAUUUAUCAUACACUUUAAGCUUGGUGGUUAUUACCAGUACCUCCUUGUCUGUGAGGGUGUGGUAGCGACGUCAGUGUGCAACUCACAUGCCAGUGUCCCUUUUGUCCCUGGCUGGACCCACAUUUUAGCCACCAGACCUACUUCCUCUCUUCAGUCUUUCUGUGCAAUGUCUAUAGCCAUUGCUUCAUAGUGCAGCUGUUUUUUUUUUUUUUUUUAUUUUUUUUUUUUUUUCAUUUCCACCUUUAGAUCCUUGAAGUUCAUUUCCUUUUCUUCUGGAUCUCUCUGUGUUUGCUUAAGUGCUGUUGCAUUAAUUUUUACUUUUAUUAUCAUAAUUAUGUAUUACCUGUCUUUAGUCGUCAUUAUCAUCAUUAUUAUUCAGGCCUAAAUGUACAGUAGUAUAAUAUAUUAAACUAUAAUGUGAAAGAAAUUUAUGUGACAUUCAGGAAGAUAUUCUAUUUUUAAUAAAAACUCAGCCUCAA